ACCGCGGGACAGCAACAGAGCGAGAGCGAUACGCCGGGAAUCCCGGGGGGCUGCAGGGACAGCGGGCAGAAUGGCCACAACCCGAGUGAUUCCGGCUCGGAAGGUGCAGAGAUUCAUUCGGAGCAGCGGCGGCGGCGGCACGGGCAAGGAGCGGGAGCCGGGCCGCCCCCGGUUUGCGGAAUGCUAUGAGCUGGGCCCGGUGCUGGGCAGCGGAGGCUUCGGCACGGUUUACUCGGGCAGCCGCCUCUCGGACGGAGCAGCGGUCGCUAUCAAACAUGUCUCGAGAGACAGGAUCACCGACUGGAAGCUGCUGAAUGGCUCUGUGGUCCCUCUGGAGAUUGUGCUGCUGAAGAAGGUGUCAACUGGAUUCCGAGGGGUGAUCCAGCUGCUGGACUGGUAUGAGCAGCCUGAUGGCUUUCUCCUGAUCAUGGAGCGCCCAGAGCCAGUGCAGGAUCUGUUUGAUUAUAUCACGGAGCAUGGUGCACUGACGGAGAACACAGCCCGUGGUUUCUUCAGGCAACUGCUGGAGGCGAUAGAACACUGUCACUGUUGUGGAGUGGUCCAUCGGGACAUCAAGGAUGAGAAUAUCCUGGUGGAUCUCCGCACUCACGAGCUCAAACUCAUUGACUUUGGAUCUGGAGCAUUGCUACAGGAUACAGUCUACACAGAUUUUGAUGGUACCCGUGUGUACAGCCCCCCAGAGUGGAUCACCCAUCACCGUUACCAUGGCCGCUCAGCCACAGUUUGGUCACUUGGGAUUCUACUGUAUGAUCUGGUCUUUGGAGACAUCCCCUUUGAACAGGAUGAGGAGAUUACACAAGGAACUAUCCCCUUUCGGCAGCCUCUUUCUGCAGAGUGUCAAGAUCUUAUCCAGUGGUGCCUGUCUCUCCGGCCAUCUGAUCGCCCAACGCUGGACCAGAUCCUGUCUCACCCAUGGAUGAAGCAGGGCACUGAGGAACUGAGUAUGAAGGGCCUUGAACUAUCGGACAGCUCCAGCCACGAGAGUUUGUGAUCUCCUGGAGCCUUAAAGCUGAGUCUAGGCAGCAGACUAUGUAUGUUACCUAUCGAGGUAACCCCAGCAGAAACGGAGGGCCACCAACCCUCAGGGUGAACACCAGGGCACAGAAUGAUGCCACAGCAGAGCACAGCAGAAGACUUAUUGGCAUGGGGACUGAAGUUAGACUGUUGGCAUUAUAUAGCCAGAGGGCUACUUGGAAUACUGGACUUUUACCAAGGACCUCUGUUGAAGGGGACAGUGACUAGUGGGUACAGGCUCAUCACCAAGGGGUGCAGGUCUGUCACUGUAUAACACUGGGGUACAGUACUGGUGGGGGACAGGUCUGUCACUGUAAAACACUGGGGGAC
This is a messenger RNA of Chiloscyllium plagiosum (whitespotted bambooshark), 1365 nucleotides long. Lineage: Eukaryota; Metazoa; Chordata; Chondrichthyes; Orectolobiformes; Hemiscylliidae. The record is from RefSeq and is a predicted model, not a curated record.